GGGCCCUUCAGCAACGAGUGCUGUUUGUUCAGCGUGUUGUGGGACAGUAGCACCAGUUAGUGGGUUGACAGCUGCUUCCCAGUGUCUCUUCUUCACUGUCACCAUGUCCCGCUUCCUCACUUUGUCCCGAUUUGGUAUCACGUCUUUGUCCGCAUGGACCACUCGGAGGGUUCCGCCAUGCGUACGAGGAUAUAGCGCUUGUGUCUCGCGCUCCUUGACACAGGACACACAGGUUGAACGCCAGCAGAGUUGGAGCAGCCGGCCCAGCUUGUGGCGUCCUCAGCAGGCGUUCCCUUGGCUCAAGCAGCAGUCUUUCUACAGCACACAGGAGGCUGAGAAGGAGCCCGAGGAGGAGCCCUUGCACACCAUCAUCAGCGAUUCAGAGACUGUGCAAGGCACCUUCUCCAAACAUGAAUUUCAGGCCGAGACUAAGAAGCUUCUGGACAUUGUUGCCAGGUCUCUGUAUUCAGAGAAGGAGGUGUUCAUCAGGGAGCUCAUCUCCAACGGCAGUGAUGCUCUGGAGAAACUGCGCCACAAACUGGUCACUGCAGGGGGCCAGACGGCUCCCAUGGAGAUCCACCUGCAGACGGAUGUUGCCAAGGGCACCUUCACCAUACAGGACACGGGAGUGGGGAUGAACCAAGAGGAGCUGGUUGCAAACCUGGGUACCAUCGCCCGCUCAGGUUCCAAGGCCUUCUUGGAUGCGCUUCAGAACCAAACGGAGGCCAGCAGCACAAUCAUCGGGCAGUUUGGCGUCGGCUUCUACUCAGCCUUCAUGGUGGCCGACCGCGUAGACGUCUACUCGCGGGCCGCCGAGUCCGGCUCACCCGGGUUCAAGUGGUCCUCCGACGGCUCGGGCGCCUUUGAGAUCGCCGAAGCCAGCGGUGUCCAACAGGGAACAAAGAUUGUGUUGCACCUCAAAGACGACUGCAAGGAGUUUGCCUCCGAGGACAGAGUCAAAGACGUUGUGACCAAGUACAGCAACUUUGUCAGCUUCCCCAUUUUCCUCAACGGUCGCCGGCUCAAUACUCUGCAGGCGUUGUGGAUGAUGGAGCCCAAAGAGAUCAGCGACUGGCAGCACGAGGAGUUCUACCGCUUUGUGGCGCAGGCCUAUGACAAGCCGCGCUACACGCUGCACUACCGCGCCGACGCCCCACUCAACAUCCGCAGCAUCUUCUACGUCCCUGAAACGAAGCCGUCCAUGUUUGACGUGAGCAGGGAGAUGGGCUCCAGCGUGGCGCUCUACAGCAGGAAGGUUCUCAUCCAGACCAAAGCCGCCGACAUCCUGCCCAAGUGGCUGCGCUUCCUCCGAGGUGUGGUGGACAGCGAAGACAUCCCGCUCAAUCUGAGCAGAGAGCUGCUGCAGGAGAGCGCCCUCAUCAGGAAGCUCCGUGACAUCCUGCAGCAGAGGGUGAUCCGUUUCCUGCUGGACCAGAGCAGGAAGGAGCCGGAGAAGUACAACAAAUUCUUCGAGGACUACGGCCUCUUCAUGCGCGAGGGCAUCGUCACUACCCAUGAGCAGGACGUCAAGGAGGAUAUCGCCAAGCUGCUCCGCUACGAAUCGUCGGCACUGCCGGCGGGCCAGCACACCAAUCUAACCGAGUACGCCUCCCGCAUGAAGGCGGGAACCCGCAACAUCUACUACCUGUGCGCCCCCAACCGCCAUCUCGCGGAGCACUCGCCCUACUUUGAGGCAAUGAAGCAGAAAGACAUGGAGGUGCUGUUCUGCUACGAGCAGUUCGACGAGCUGACCUUGCUUCACCUGAGGGAGUUUGACAAGAAGAAGCUAAUCUCGGUGGAGACGGACAUUGUGGUGGACCACUACAAGGAGGAGAAGUUUGAGGACAGCAAACCAGCAUCGGAGCGCCUGACUCAGGAGCAGGCCGACGACUUGACGGCGUGGAUGAAGAAUGCCCUGGGCCCUCGGGUCACUAACGUCAAGCUUACCCCUCGCCUGGACACGCACCCCGCCAUGAUCACGGUACUAGAAAUGGGCGCCGCACGCCAUUUCCUACGUACGCAGCAGCUGGCUCGCAGUGCCGAGGAGAGAGCCCAGAUACUGCAGCCCACUCUGGAGAUCAACACAGGACAUGAUCUGAUCAAGAAGUUACACGCGCUUAAGGACUCCAACAAUGAACUGGCCGCACUGCUACUUGAACAGAUUUACGACAACGCCAUGAUCACGGCGGGCUUGACCGACGAUCCCCGGCCAAUGAUUUCCCGCCUCAACGACCUGCUGACAAAAGCGUUGGAGAAGCACUGAGAGGAAAAGACAAGUACUCUUUUUUUGCAGAUUUUUGUGGCUCUGAAAUGCAAAUGGGAGAUUCGAGCUUUUCCAUCAGCACUUUUUUGUUUUUGUUAGUUUGUUUUUUAACUCAGAGUUAACCUCCCAUUGCAUUUUUGAGGAUGGCAAACCAAAGAAGGAAUACAAAAUAAGAUGGCAGCUUCUUGGAAAACAUGGUCACAUUUUUACACAAAAAAGUAACAUUACACGUAUGUCAUAUACAAGAGACAUCCUCCCGUUUUCACAUCUGAAGCCGCCAAAUCAAAAUGGCCGCAGUUCAAGUGGAGGGGAAAGCGAGCGCCUGUACUUUGAGCUCCGGCAUCCAGGCUGCCGUUUUGUGUCCGUUUGCGAGCCUCUCCAAAAUGGGCCUUUUCUGCGUUUCGGGCCUGCCGUCUCCAGACCCGUCUUGUCCAGAUCCAGAAACUCCCCCACCCGGGUGAUGUCAGGAAAGUUUGUCUAUGUUGGCAAGGAAGCGCUGCGCCCACCACUCGUCCAGAUCGAUGGGCACAAAGUCUGAGGAGAAGACAGGAACAAUCACUAUUGUGAAUAUGGAGUUCAAAAGAAAAGAAAAUGUCAUAAAAAUA
This is a messenger RNA of Hippocampus comes (tiger tail seahorse), 2868 nucleotides long. RefSeq names its product TNF receptor-associated protein 1 (gene trap1). The record is from RefSeq and is a predicted model, not a curated record. NCBI's taxonomy places the organism in Eukaryota, Metazoa, Chordata, Actinopteri, Syngnathiformes, Syngnathidae. The coding region runs from base 104 to 2263 and encodes 719 amino acids. The transcript has 18 exons. Gene Ontology annotation, molecular function: ATP binding; ATP hydrolysis activity; ATP-dependent protein folding chaperone. Gene Ontology annotation, biological process: protein folding.